GAUUAUUAUGUCGGUCACGGGGAACUUAUAAAAGGCCAAGGAAAACUCUGAUGAUGGGGCUCGCCAUGGAGCUCCUCUCGCUCCUGUCCUUGCUCAUUUUGGCUCUUUCUUUUUUCUCCCGGCCGACGGCGACCUUCGCGAGAGGAGGCGGUCAUAUGGACCGUGCUCAUGGAGUAUUUGCACGGCAUCUGUUUGAAGAGAGCCAGCCUCGGAUAUCGGAAUCCAGGACUCAUGGGUAUAUGAGUAACUCUGAACUUGAGAAUUCCAUGAAGGAAUUUACUCAAAGAUGUGCUAAUAUUUCCAGGAUAUACAGCAUUGGUAAGAGCGUGAAAGGGAUACCACUGUGGGUGCUGGAAAUUUCUGACAAGCCUGGGCAGGAAGAAGCGGAACCUGCAUUUAAGUUCAUUGGAAACGUGCAUGGUGAUGAACCUGUUGGGAGAGAGCUACUUAUAUUUCUUGCAAAUUGGCUGUGCAACAACUAUAGGAAGGAUACACUGGCAACGUUGAUUGUAAACAAUGUUCACCUACAUGUUCUUCCUACUAUGAAUCCUGAUGGAUUUGCUCUUAGGAGACGUGGGAAUGCAAAUAAUGUGGACCUAAAUCGGGAUUUUCCUGAUCAAUUUUAUCCCAUGAAUGACAUUGUAAGCCUGCGACAACCUGAAACGAAAGCAAUUAUGAACUGGAUAAAAGAGCGACACUUCACAGCCUCUGCAAGUUUACAUGGGGGUGCUCUUGUUGCAAAUUAUCCUUGGGAUGGUUCUCAAGAUACAAGCUUCCUGUCAUCUGGGAGUACAACCGAAUGAGCAUGUUAAAUCUUGUUGCUAGUCUUGUGAAGACAGGAGUUCAUGGAAAGAUAUUCUCAUCAGACAAAGGGCAUCCUUUACCAGCCUCUGUAAUGAUCAAGGGAAUUGAUUAUAGGGUGAAUGCUAGCAGGACAUACGGUGACUACCAUCGCAUGCUAGCCCCUGGGGAGAGUUAUGAAGUUGCCGCAUCUAUGCCUGGCUUCCAAUCCAAAACUACACAUAUAUUGCUGGAAGAUGAGGCUAUGAGCUUGGAUUUCAUUCUGAGUCCAGAGGAAGAUUCAAGCAAACAUGAGGAAAUCAGGAAAGAAUGUGAGUGCACCCAUUAUGGCAGGGACAGGCUUGAGGUGGUUGAGUUUCUAAGAGGGAUUAAUUUGGGAAUAUAUCUUCUGCUCUCUGCGAUCCUCCUCAUUUUCUGUUGUCUAUUAAGGAGGAAAACAAUGUUCAAGUCCCUAAACCAUAGAAAUGGGCAUAAACGGCCAAUUGUUGUGUAAGCUUUUGACGGUAACACAUGAAUGGUGUAAUUUUUUUUUUUUUUUUUUUGGGCUAGUACAAGGCUAUUUUAUUACCCUGACCAUUCCAUUAAAUUUCCCUUGGGCACAGGCUUGAUGGGAUUGUUGUGUCAGACCUUGACGAUAACAUUCGGGCGGUGUAAAUUAUCUUUUUUUCUGCUA
Messenger RNA from Elaeis guineensis (African oil palm), 1474 nucleotides. Lineage: Eukaryota; Viridiplantae; Streptophyta; Magnoliopsida; Arecales; Arecaceae. The record is from RefSeq and is a predicted model, not a curated record.